Molecule: messenger RNA, 441 nt
Organism: Fonsecaea pedrosoi CBS 271.37
Lineage: Eukaryota; Fungi; Ascomycota; Eurotiomycetes; Chaetothyriales; Herpotrichiellaceae
Exons: 1
Coding region: 1-441 (146 amino acids)
Source: RefSeq, a predicted model, not a curated record
AUGUGCACCCACCUUGACACUGUCUUGCCAGACAAGAUCAAGCUUUCCCUCCACCAGGCUUUCUGGAACCAUCGUCGGAACUGUGUGCGCUGCAGUGCACGAAACAACCCAUCCAGCUGGGUCUACAACAAUACCACCUGUCCACUGGAGCUCCUUGUCAAACGUCCGCAGCCAAAAUCCGACGAAAACAAGCCAGCCAAGCUUCAGACCAGCCCACCGAGGCAGGUCACCAAGAAGGAGCCUAGCGACGAGGAGCGUGUCGCGCAGGGACUGGUCAAAGUCACGUACGAGAUCGACGACGACUUUGAUGCCGCAAGGGGUACCGGGGUGAAGAGAACGAUUUGGAUCCGUGAUUUCAGUGCGGAGGAGUACGAUCCUGUGGACGAAAAGGAAUUUAUUUAUGAGGAAAUUUCGAUUGAUUUCAGACAAAAGGAAGCAUAG